Messenger RNA from Perca fluviatilis (European perch), 1270 nucleotides. It is a transcript of the gene asb13a.1, whose product is annotated as ankyrin repeat and SOCS box containing 13a, tandem duplicate 1. The transcript has 6 exons. The record is from RefSeq and is a predicted model, not a curated record. Lineage: Eukaryota; Metazoa; Chordata; Actinopteri; Perciformes; Percidae. Bases 110 to 1027 code for a protein of 305 amino acids. Gene Ontology annotation, biological process: positive regulation of protein catabolic process; intracellular signal transduction; protein ubiquitination. Gene Ontology annotation, molecular function: protein binding.
CCCUCUCUUCGACACAGGCAACGUCAGCUAAUGUUUUGGAGUCCUCUGCUGGCUGCAACCUUAUACUGUCUAUGGCUGCAACCCAGCACUAAGUGUUUACCGGUAAAACAUGGACGUGACGGCCGCCCGCCGUUCGUUUCUGUGCGAUAUCGGUUUCUGGGCAGACCGGACUGCCCUGCAUGAAGCUGCGUCCCACGGCAGGGCCCUGCAGCUCAAACAGCUGAUAGAAAGUGGAGCAUCGGUCAACGUGGUGACGGUGGACAACAUCACUCCGCUCCAUGAAGCCUGCAUACAGGCUCAUCCAAACUGUGCCCGGCUGCUGCUGGAGGCUGGAGCCCAGGUGGAUGUACGGACCAUCCAUGGGAGCACUCCUCUGUGUAACGCCUGUGCUUCUGGCAGCCUGGAGUGUGUCAAGCUGCUUCUGGAGUACGGAGCCAAAGUUAACCCUUCUCUCACUGCGCUCACCGCCUCGCCGCUCCACGAGGCCUGCAUACAAGGUAAUGUUGAAGUAGUGAGGCUGAUGAUAGCCAGCGGUGCCCAGCUGGAGGCGUAUGACGUCCACUUUGGUCCCCCGCUCCACAUCGCAUGUGCUAAAGGACACGUGGACUGUGUCAAGGAGCUGCUUCAUGCAGGUCAGCAGGAAGGCUGCAGGUCAGAAAAGUGUGGUGCCAAUGUGAACUCAGUGAAGUUCCACGAGAUAGCUCUGCACCAUGCAGCACGAGUGGAAAUGGUGGACAUGAUCGAGCUGUUGAUGGAGUUCGGAGCCAACGUGUACGCCAGCGACAACCUGGACAGAAAGCCUGUAGACUACACAACACCUGCGUCUCCCGCUCACACCUGCCUCAGGUUUUAUGAAAGAAAUCCUCUGAGCCUGCAGCAGCUUUGUCGAAUCACUGUGAGGCUGAGGCUUGGUAUCAAAGCCUCGGAGGCCAUAGGCCAGCUGGACAUAUCCCACCGCAUCCACAGCUACCUCCAGUACUGUGAUCAUCCUGCAUCACUACAGAGGGACACGUGGACAGAUUCAUAAGCCUCAAUGAGAGACUGGUGUUUGAUUUCAGGUAUAAUAAAAAAAAGAAGCACUGUGGACAAUAUCUGCUAAUUGCAAAUAUAUCAGGUGGUCAAUCAGGAAUUAAGGUUCAUAGGGCCGUUCAAAUUAUCUCAUUUAAAUUGGCAGCAAAUAUAGGAAUUGUUUCUCAAAAUCAUUUGUCGUUUCUCAAAAUCAUUUGUGUAUACAAAAUGUUGCCAAAAUAAAGAAAUGAUUAUUCCCAAA